AGGAGUGUAGUGUUUCUCUAAUUGAACUUCGCCCAAUCAACAAUAACUCGUUAGCAGUCGCGUUCUUCUUCUUCUUGCUGCUUGGGACAGCUUUUUUCUCCUUACAGGGAUUCUCCACCUCCAGUCUGUGAGUGCAUAAAGAUCUACAUGGAGCUAGGCAGAGCGACUCUCUGAAGGGAAUACAGUCCGGCUGCCUUUCCAACUAUACGCCCGGAGCAUGGUUAUUUUGGAGGAAAGCUCUGCGGAGAGCUGAGUUGCGGCAUUCGGCUGAGAGUGUCAAACAUUUUAGAGGAGGGGGGUCUUUGAGCAGCAGAGGAAAACACUUGUGGACGCGUUAAAAACUGCCCUUUGAAUGAAAUAACCAACUUUUUAGUGGAAGCAGCGAUUCUUUUGGACUGCGAUGACCUCCAGUAAAGACAUGAAGGCAGGUUCUGUGUUACAGUCCAGCGGCGAGGAGAGGAGACUCCGGGCUCCCCUGGACCAGCUGCCGCCGCCGGCCAACUCCAACAAGCCUCUGACGCCGUUCAGCAUUGAGGAUAUCCUAAACAAACCGUCCGUGAAGAAGUCGGUGUCCGCCAGUAUCUGUCCGCCCAGAGUGCUGGAGAAAGUGACGGGCUCCAACUCGGCGAGGAACGGGAUCACCACUCCCUCGUCGCCGCUGUGCGCGCUGGAGGAGCUGGCCAGCAAAACGUUUAAGGGACUGGAAGUCAGCGUGAUCCAGGCAGCAGAAGGUCGCGAACACGUGAACGCUUUCGGGCAGAGACAGACGUCGAAGAAGAGGAGAAAGUCGCGGACGGCCUUCACCAACCACCAGAUUUACGAGCUGGAGAAGAGGUUUCUGUACCAGAAGUACCUCUCUCCGGCCGACCGAGACCAGAUCGCGCAGCAGCUGGGCCUCUCCAACGCGCAGGUCAUCACCUGGUUCCAGAACCGCAGGGCCAAACUCAAGCGGGACCUGGAGGAGAUGAAGGCGGACGUGGAGUCCCUAAAGAAGAUCACCCCGCAGACCCUGGAGAAGCUCGUCAGCAUGGAGAACAUUGACGAUGCCCAGCAGGUCGGGGGCCCCGAGGCCAGAUCGCCCAGUAUCUCCCCGACCUCCCAAGGACACCGAGCCUUCCCACAGUCCCCCUCCUCCUCCAGAGACCAAACCACGGACGAGUUCUCGGAGGACGACGAGGAAAUCGAGGUGGACGAUUGACAGUCACUUGGCCUGCGAUUUUCAUAAGCAGCAUCAAAAAGAAUAUAAAAAAGGGGGCAUUUUUUCUUCCCAAACUUUUGCACGGAUAUUGACCGAGAAAGGAGAAUUUACACAUUUAAAAAAAAAAAAAACAUUUCGAGAUUUUUUUCUCUCCUCCCUCCCUUCCUCUCUCUCUCUCUUUUUCUCCUCCAUUUUAAUUUAUUACCCGGACUUGUAAAGCUUUCCAAGUCUGUCGUUUAAGUCUCGCCACAAUAUUUGAGGAAUAUCCGGUUCCCCUUUGCAGACAGGCCUGACUCUUAUGGUACUGUGAGACUGAAAAACUGUGUAAACGUUUGAAUUUUUCACACUCAUUUUUAAAAAGGAGAGGAGAGAGGGGGGGCAAUGGGAAGUUGUGAUAUUAUUUUAGUGUCAUUUUAUUCGCAUUCUUCGGAUCUGCCAAAUAUGUCAAUGAGCCCCCCUUCAGCCCGCGGAGGAGGUGUCAGUGUGUCCCUCCUACAUGCAGUGUACAAUUUUUAUUUUGGUUUUGUUCUGAGCGAGAAGUGUUUCUGCAAGCAUGCAGGCCACUUCUCAGCGCAGGAGGAGGCAUCCUUAUCCCCACGUUUCCACGCUCUGACUUAUGUGUAUAUAUACCAGACAUCAUAUGCGAUAAUUUUAUUGUAACAUUCUAUUUAAUCAGCAUCUAUGUAAAUAAAGGUUAUAUGAUAUUUCAAGAAGCUGUCGGCGCAGUUGGAUGUGUGAUUGUGCAGAAAAUUAUCAAAAACAAUAACUCUAAAGCCACAUGUGAAGGGUGACUUAUCCCUAAAGGAACAUUAUUAUUACAGCAUAAUGAUUUAAAGUGACAGUAGCUACAUUAGAGGGUUAAAUAGCUGUACUGAAGAUGACCACAAACUUGUAAUUUCAUAUAAAGUAGAGUAAAUAUUAAAGAAAUAAUAUGGCGUGACUGUAAGCACAACAACACGCUUAAGACUUCUUUAGAAAGAGUUACACUAAUGUGACUUUUAUAAGAAUAUAACAGACGGAUUACAUAUUUAAAAUAUUCAUCCUGCCCUGCUUGGUAAAAAAAAAAAAACGUGGCCCUUUUGAGUAUUUGACCCCUUGCUUUCAGGCCUGAAGUGCCGUGACUUCAAUUAGCAGCCGUCCGUCGCCUUUCUUCCCAUUCUUUCGCCCCGCUUUGAAUGCAUCUUGUCACAAGAAGGUCCCGGUCUGGCCGCGGUGUUAAGAAAAAGAAAAAAGCUUGCACCCUCCCCUGCGACCAUAUGUUUUCUUCCUCCGUCCAUGGAAUCGUCUUUUAACACAACUAGUCGACAUGAUUGAUUAGGUUAACCCGCCUUCAGCUUCCAGCGAGCCGCGCGCAAUAAUGGCACGCAUCUGCCACUCUUAACCCGGGUUUGUUUGGAAAAGGGAGAAAACAGUCUCCCCCAUGAAUAGCAAAUGUCUUAGUGUGAGGGAACUAAUGAAUAAAGCUCAAUGGGAGGCUGUGGAAAUGCGA
Messenger RNA from Labrus mixtus (cuckoo wrasse), 2687 nucleotides. It is a transcript of the gene lbx2, whose product is annotated as ladybird homeobox 2. Lineage: Eukaryota; Metazoa; Chordata; Actinopteri; Labriformes; Labridae. The record is from RefSeq and is a predicted model, not a curated record. The transcript is spliced from 2 exons. Gene Ontology annotation, molecular function: DNA-binding transcription factor activity, RNA polymerase II-specific; DNA binding. Bases 401 to 1198 code for a protein of 265 amino acids. Gene Ontology annotation, biological process: regulation of DNA-templated transcription.